AUGGCUAUCUCAAAUGACCGCCAGACUGUCACGAUCGGAGCUGGUGUGACAUGGCCUCCGCUGUACGCGUAUCUGGAUGGCUUCAAUGUCUCAGCCAAUGGCAUUCGCUCUGGUAAUGGCGGAGUGGUUGGUGCAAUUUUAGGCGGGGGGCCCUUUGGUUUCAUGUCCUAUGAAUUCGGGAUGUCCAACAUUGCUAGAUCUCUAGACUGCGUUCUUGCCGAUGGAACUUUAGUAACAGCGAGCACCGACGAACAUCCUGACUUAUUCUGGGCCUUGGUUGGAGGCGGCAACAACUACUGUGUCGUUACGAAAGCCGUCCUGAAUACUGUUCCAGUUUCUUCUGCGUUGAUAGGAACAGUCUCCUGGGGAUCAGGCGUAUCAGAGCAAUACAUUAAGAGUGUAGAGCAAUUUGCCCUUCAUGGCGCGGAAUACCCCAAGGCUUCUUUUGAGGGCCAGACUCGUUGGGUGCCAUCCCGCAGCAGCGAGAUCUCAUUUGAUGGGUACCUUUGGUACAGCGGUGAGGGAAAUGAACCCCUGGGGCUGGAGAACUUCACUGCACCUGUCCUCCCUAUUACAAGAGGAAACCUCACGCGAACGACUAUGGGCGCUUGGUCAAAUGCGUUCAACUAUGCGCCUCCCCUCGGAACGCGAGCUAUCUUCCACUGGCUGACAAGCCCAGCCAAUGCUACCGCUGCAAGAAUCGCAUUCGACACUUACUACGAGUCUAUCGCGUCUUUAGCAGAUGUCGAAGGUUUUUCAACCACAUUCAGCAUGCUUCCCGUCACACCCAUUGUGACAAGGGCUCCCGAAAACGCAAUGGGUCUAGGAAGCGACGACAGUCCAGCGAUCUGGUACGUGGAGAGCCCUCUAUGGUCGAGGCCCGAAGACGACGCGCGUGUGCUGGAGGUACACGCCGAGGCCAACAUCAAAAUCCGAGAAAAUCUUUCCGCAGCCGGCCUCGGACCCCUUCCAUUCAUGUACCUCAGUGACAUACAGAAGUCACAGAUUCCGGAGACCUUCCCCUCCUAUGGGGCGGAAAACUUGCGGAAGCUCAAGACCAUCAGGGACAAAUAUGACCCUGACCGAGUUUUCACUGAACUUGUCCCUGGAGGUGCCAAGGUUGCUUUGUCUUGA
Molecule: messenger RNA, 1134 nt
Organism: Didymosphaeria variabile
Lineage: Eukaryota; Fungi; Ascomycota; Dothideomycetes; Pleosporales; Didymosphaeriaceae
Exons: 2
Coding region: 1-1134 (377 amino acids)
Molecular function (GO): FAD binding
Source: RefSeq, a predicted model, not a curated record